CAUCUCUCACCGACGGUGAAAAAAGUUUGGGUCUUGUGGUAUCGUCUUUGCCUGCGGACCUGUACGGGACCCAUCACAGUCACUACUUCUGUCUUGGCGACGCUACCUUGCUAUCAAAAUGACUUCUGGGCAGACGAGUAUGCCGGGAAAGGAAGAGGACGAAGAAGAAUGGAUCUUUACUUUGCGGAUUCCUUCGUCCUCCGCCAAGGAUGCUGCUGGCGGGGUCUACGAACUUAGUCAAUCCCAGCCGCCACCGACCUUAUCUACUCACGCUAGCAGUAGUGGUAGCUUCAUGAACACCAACAAUAGCAAUGAUUCUGUUUCUGUAGACGAAACGGCUGAGCAAGAAGCCCUCUUGGUUGCGGGGGCUGCAACACAGCAGAUAAUUCGACCGCCUUCUCAGCACUCAUCCGCGAACCGUAACACCGACUGCGCUACCGAUAUCCCGUCUGGUUGGACUUGGCAAAGCCCUUAUUGGAGUUUGCAGUCUGAUGUUGUCCUGCAAGCGACUUACCCCUGUUUGCCGGUCAUUCCAGAUGCAUUGCAGAAAGCCUGGGAGGGCCACGUCCAUAAUAUGCGCCAGGCCCACGAUUCCAACCUUAGCAACAAAAAUUCCUCCUCUCACACCGCAAGCAAGUCAGAUACGGUCGCCGGUCCUACUAUAAUCUUUUGUUUGCCUACCAAACAAGUUGAUCCCCCUUUAUUAUGGAAGGUAGAAUUUGGUGGUGCUAGCAAUAUGUCACAAACGCCUAUUGCUCUGGAAAAUCUGACUGUUUUGGACGGGCAACUGCAGCAAUUUAGGAACACCGUUCCCUCACCCACACAUAUUUACAUUCACGGAUAUCAGUCUUGGUCUUUUGCCGGUUCUAUUGUGAAAGGGCAAGAUCAACCGCAGUCGGCCAUGCCCGACUUUUUAAGUCGGGCCUUCAAUUAUGGCGGUUCGCCUCCACCCGUCUCCGACGAUGUUCUUACGUACGUGCCACCCUUGUCGCAUAAUCAUAUUCAUCGCGACAACGACGGCGAUGCCUACACGGGCCCGCAAUCCUGGAAAACACAUUACCAGUCCGACUUUUUUACUUGCGUCACGUCCGAUGGAACGAUUCCGUCGUUUUGGACAUCACGUCGCGAAAAGCAAUUUCCUUUUCAAGCUUUGGACGAGACAGGUGGACCCGGACUAGUAUUGGGGUGGCUGUCACAACGCGAACAGUACGGCGUCAUUAUGGCCGAUGUGGAUUUAAGGCGGUAUGCCAUGCACGUUUCCGGGCACGGACAAAUAAUUUGGGGCCGUGGCUCUGGUUCGACAACCACAAAUACCAUUGCUCUAGAGACUGAUUGGGCCUAUGCACAACUGAUCGCCCCACAUUCAUACGACGAAGAACCCAUGGUGCACUACCUCGAAGCAGCAGCGGGUUACAAUCAAGCCCGACCGCUCCGCAACGGCUCGUUACUCACCGGGUGGUGCUCAUGGUACCAUUUUUACGAAAAUAUUACGGCCGCUUGGGGCGACUGGGAUUCAGUCAAACCCGGUGCCUUUCCGCAAGGCAUGGCGGCUGUCGCUCGUGAUAUUGUUGCACAAGGUGGUAUGCGCGCCGGAUUGUGGUUGGCCCCGUACGCAGCCGACAAGCACUCUCGUUUGGUAAAAACCCAUCCCGAUUGGAUUAUUCGCAACGACUCUGGUAUUCCGGCAAAUUCAUCCAAUUGUGGAAAGUUUUUUUACGGACUGGACGCCACCAAUCCAGCUGUCCGGACCUAUGUGUACGAAUGCAUCCGACGUGCGGUACACAGUUGGGGUUUCGACGUCCUUAAGAUUGACUUCCUUUACGCCGCUUGUCUGGAAGGCAACGGUAAGCACGAUUUGUCGCUGAGCCGGGCGCAGACGAUGGAUCUCGCCAUGCAAGCCAUUCGAGAUGCUGCAGGUCCCAAUGUGUUUUUGAUAGGCUGUGGUUGCCCAGUUGGAUCUGGUAUCGGCUACGUGGAUGGCAUGCGGGUUUCAGCUGAUACAGGUCCAACUUGGUAUCCCGCUUUACCGCUUCCGUGGUGGGAUCAUGGGACUCUACCUUGUUUGCGGUCAAUGGUCCGUAACAGUAUGAGCCGAGCACCGUUGGGACAUCGAUGGUGGCACAACGAUCCGGAUUGCUUGCUAUUGGGUGAAAGCACCCGCCUUACGGACGAAGAAGUAGCGAGUGCGGCCUCGGUUGUGGCCAUGACGUGCGGUAUGAUGCUUCUUUCAGAUGAUUUGACCAAGGUCAGCGUGGCGCGGACCAAUAUUUUGACCAAAAUUUUCCCCAUGACUGGUGUUACGGCCGUUGUCUUAGAUUUGCACAGUGCGAGUGACGGCUUGCCAAGUUUAUUGCGACUCUGGUGUACGGACAAGUACGACUUGUUGGAUUCGUUUCGUGAGCGUAUGGUGGUGAGCGCGCAAGACCACAAUGCGGAAGCGACUUACUUUGCGCGGCAGUCGUCAUCGUAUCAUCCUGAUAAGGACCAACAGCAUCCGAUCGAACGCCAACGUAGCUGUAUUCACGUGACAAAAGGUCUGGGAACGUGGACGGUUGUUUCGGUCAGUAAUUGGUCCGAUCGGACCGCUGUGGUUAACUUACCUCCUCCUGCUUUGUUACCUCCGCCCAUGACUGGAUGGGAGCAAGGCGAUGAGGAGCCAGAAUCAUUUUUGCAGACUCCUGAAGAAGUUGACUGUGAGCAGCACGGUUGCCACGCCUUUGGAUUCUGGUCGUCCAAGUACACUUGGUUGCCCAACCAAAAAUACAACGACAAUGGGCAAGGCCCGGAACGAAUUCUUCGUCGAAAGCUAGUUGCUCACGAGACGGAAAUCUAUCAUAUUAAAGCCGUAACACCUGACGCAGCGCAAUACGUUGGCAGUGAUUUGCACUUUUCCUGCGGACACGAGGUCCUGUACUUUCGGGCACAGAAGAAUCAAGUCAGUGUCACUCUCAAAACGAAAUACCAUCGUGUCGGGCACAUUUUCCUUUUCCUCCCCUGUAUUAAUACGAAUUCUGUCAAAGUGACUGUCAACGGAGAAGCUGGGCGAUGGCAUGCGGUAGGAAAUGUACCGAACGGGCACGACAACGGACAUGCCCAACUGAUUGGACGAGUCUUCCGGGUGGCGGUCGUCGUGCACGCCAAUGGCCGUCCACAAGAUGGACAAGUCAAGGUUGAGUUUUAA
This is a messenger RNA of Phaeodactylum tricornutum CCAP 1055/1, 3181 nucleotides long. RefSeq lists its product with no specific name. The transcript is spliced from 3 exons. Lineage: Eukaryota; Bacillariophyta; Bacillariophyceae; Surirellales; Neidiaceae. Gene Ontology annotation, molecular function: alpha-galactosidase activity. Bases 119 to 3181 code for a protein of 1020 amino acids. The record is from RefSeq and is a predicted model, not a curated record. Gene Ontology annotation, biological process: carbohydrate catabolic process.